This is a messenger RNA of Ruditapes philippinarum (Manila clam), 3072 nucleotides long. RefSeq names its product transmembrane protein 101-like. NCBI's taxonomy places the organism in Eukaryota, Metazoa, Mollusca, Bivalvia, Venerida, Veneridae. The record is from RefSeq and is a predicted model, not a curated record. The transcript is spliced from 4 exons. Gene Ontology annotation, biological process: positive regulation of canonical NF-kappaB signal transduction. Bases 47 to 1018 code for a protein of 323 amino acids.
UAUAGAGUCAGAUACUGCAAGAAGUGGAUUAGAAAAGAGGUUAAAGAUGAAAAAGACUGGGAAAAAGAAUCAAGAUGCUAUAAAUGGAAAAGAUGAAAAAGCGGGUGAAACUGUUCAAAAAGUUCCUGUAAAUUUCGGUCUCCAAUUUUCCGACUUGUGGGAAAAUCCGGAACUUGUAUUAACCAAUAUGGCGACCUCCAUCUCGAAAGCCGGUAGAGCAAUUCCAGAGUUCCUUUUAGCAAAGUUCCCGUAUGUUCAGGCAAUAUCAUUAAUCAUGCUGUUGGCAGAAAGAGCCCUUAAAAUGGAGAAGUAUCCCCCAAUGCAUCCCCACCUUAUUUAUGGGAUAGCCGUGGUUUGUUUCAUCACCGGGUGCAUGAUGACAGCUAAAAUUAAACUGAGAUUUGCUACACUUGUAUACUCCUCAGUACUUGUAUACCUCACCAUUAAUGCAUACACUAACAGGCAGUUCAACUACUCAAGACAUGUUAGGAAUCGUAUAGCAAGCAGACAUGCAGGAUGUUUAGGUGUAUACUUGAUUUAUUCAUUCAUCAAAAGCAACCGACAGUCUAACUUAAUACACAGGAUUGGAGAACUGUGUAUAUCAGCGUACCUCCUCGGAUCAGCGUAUCUAAUCAACGAAAGCUAUGAAGACAAGCGCGCAGUUCUUGAAAAUAUCCCUGGCGGGAAUUACGCGAGAUAUUUCUUAACCAUAAUCUUCACAUGUGCUGGACUGUGCUUCAUUUCUGGUUAUUUCCUAAGAGAUAUUUCCAUGUCGAUGGCAUUCUUGAUCGGUGCGAUAACAAUUUUAGUGGAUAUGAAAUUCUCGUACUGGUCAUAUCGUGGAAUGGCUUACUGGAACCAGAUGAGGAUUGUUAUAGAUAAUUUGAACCUGUUGACGGGAUUUUUUGUGUUCAUGAUUCAUUAUGAAAACAUCGCUAGAGCGGAUGCGGAAGCAAUACAGAGAGCAAAGGAGCAGGAAGAGCAGGAAUCUGAUGAGGAGCAUGAUAAGCAAGAGUGAAGUUUUAUCAUCGCUAAAAUAUCAUCUGUUUGAAUCUGGUCAGCAAUUUGUCAUUAACGUAGCAAUGCUCAAAGUGGCUGAAUUUUUUUUUUAUAACCAUCUUAAGAGUGAAAUCAAAAUGAUAAGAAUUUUACUUUGCACACAAGGCCAUGUAUAGCAUAAGUUCAAAAAUCUUGUGCCACCUUCUUGAAGUUGUAUAAAGAAGUGGCAGAGGUAUACCUACAUUAAAUUUUAUAAGCUUAAUUAUGUUAAAUUAUGUUAACAGGCUUUUUUUAAUUGAAAAUGAUACAAGAAAUUAGCCAGUAUUAAGUUAAUUAAUGCAAAAAAAAAAUUUUUUUACUCAGAAAUCCAUUUUUGUGUCGCCUCUACGGAGUAGUGGCGACAUAUAGGGAUCACUUCUCCGUCGUCUGACUGUCCGUCUGUCUGUCUGUCCGUCCGUCCGUCUGUCACAAAACUUGUCCGGACUACUCCUCAUAAACUACUGGUGCAAUUUCAUCCAAACUUUACAAGAAUGAUCAGUACCAAGUCUAGUUGUGCAUAUUGUCAGCAUUUUCAGUUUCAAUGAUUUUUGUCAGAGUUAUGGCCCUUUAAUAAUUUUUAAUUUUAAAGUUUGUCCGGACUACUUCUCUUAUACCACUAAUGCAAUUUCAAUGAAACUUUACAGGAUUGAUCUGUAGCUCAAGUCCUUGCGCAUAUUGCAAGGGUUUUCCGGUUGAAGGAUUUUUGGCCGAGUUAUGGCCCUUUGAUAAAAAGGUUUCUUUUUCUGUGUGUUGCCAGAUACACAAAAGCUUGUCCGGACUACUCCUCAUAAACUACAGGUGCAAUUUCAUCCAAACUUUACAGAAUGAUCAGUACCAAGUCUAGUUGUGCAUAUUGUCAGCAUUUUCCGGUUCAAUGAUUUUUGUUUGAGUUAUGGCCCUUUAAUAAUUUUUAUUUUUAAAGUUUGUCCGGACUACUUCUCUUAUACCACUAAUGCAAUUUCAAUGAAACUUUACAGGAUUGAUCUGUAGCUCAAGUCCUUGCACAUAUUGCACGGGUUUUCCAGUUGAAUGAUUUUUGGCUGAGUUAUGGCCCUUUGAUAAAAAGGUGUUUUUUUUCUGUGUGUUGCCAGAUACGCAAAAGCUUGUCCGGACUACUCCUCAUAAACUACUGGUGCAAUUUUAUCCAAACUUUACAGGAAUGAUCAGUACCAAGUCUAGUUGUGCACUGUCUGUCUGUCCGUCUGUCACAAAAUUUGUCCCAACAUGAAAUUGGCCAUAAUGAGGCAACACAUGUGAUUACUGAUCGCUCUUGUUUUCCAAAUAUCUUCAAAUGUCAAACAUGUCUUUGUGUUUUAUUAACUGAAAAAACUAGGACUGAACUUUCUGUAAUGUGUUGUAAAGUAAGCAAAAUGUAAACAAAAUAGUAUUUUUGACUUCCAUACAAAAUAUUAAUUCACUAUAAUUAAACCAACUGCCAUCAGAGCAAAAGAAGCAACAAAUAGUUUAACUUUGUGGCAAAUGAGUAAAUUUUUGGAAACUGUAACAAGACACCAAAAAUAAAAAAGUUUCUGAGCAAUAAAAAUGAUUGCCUGUCUAAGGGAUAAUGGGCCUUUAAGAAUAUGGAACAAAUUUUUUAUUAUAAUUUAUCCUGAACAACCCCAAUGUUAUGUAUUUUUUACUUGAGAAGUAUUAAGAUUUUCACACAUUUGUUACUGAAUUUAUAUUAUUUUUUAACUUUUCAUAGCUCAAAUGUUUACCGUUUUCAUAUUUAUAACUGUACUGGUAUGUGUAUUUAUCAACUUUGUUAUUUAUUUUUGCAUAGAACUUUAGUGAACUGUUUGUUAUAUCUUUUUACUGAUCUCUUAUACAGGAGGUAUCAUGUUAACAUUUUGUUCAGUAAAUGACAUCAUAGACUUGUGACAUCGAAAAAAAAGAUAAACUCACCUUUACCCUGUUGAAGGCAAAAGUGAUUAGUGUUUUCCACCAGUAUAGAGCCAGGCCAGCCUGUACAUCUGUGCAGUCUGACCAGGCUCUACACAGUUGUCUGGCCAACUUGAAAUUCUCACCUUGAUA